This is a messenger RNA of Prorocentrum cordatum, 2900 nucleotides long. Lineage: Eukaryota; Dinophyceae; Prorocentrales; Prorocentraceae. The record is from the annotation of a GenBank genome assembly.
AUUUCUGUCGCGGUCGCAGGGGCCGCUGCGCAGCGCCGCAUGGCAUCGGCGUUGCUGGCCUUCUGAGAAGUCUGAGGCGCCCACCGAUCUCGAAGAGAAGGCCGGCACAAGGGAGCCCGAGGAGGCGCCGAGCGAGCCCGCGGAUUUAGACCUCAUCGAGUUCGACUCUGGGACUCUUUCGCCAUUGUCGUCGAAGACGAGGACGUGCACUCCGAGGACCCCGCCGCCGUCCGAUGCUCCGCUUCAUGCAGACCGUGACGGAGGGGGGCACUGGCGGCGUGGCCGACGGCGCAGAGGCGGAGGGCGGGCCCGCCGCCGAGGAGCGCGGCCGCGGAGGAGCGGGCACAGGCACGGAGUACGACUGCUUCCACGGAAAGAUUGUCGUGAUCGACAUCGCGACCGACGUGGAGAUCAAGAAGGGCGUGCAGAGCUUCCCGUACCAGGCGUGGUUCGAGGAGCUCUUGCAGUCGUGCGGCACCGUGGGCUUCGACAUGGAGUGGAAGCCCGACCGGUAUGCGGGCUCGGACAACCGGGUGGCGCUAAUGCAGUUCUCGGACGCCGAGACCGCUGUCCUGGUCAGAACGCACAGGACCGACGCUUGGCUGCCCGACGUCCUGGUUGAGUUGCUCACGGGCAAGCGCGUGACGAAGAUCUGCGUGGGCUACGACGGAUCCGACAAGCGCAAGCUCCUGAGCACCUUCAACUUCGAGCUCGACGGCGUCGUGGACCUUGCAGAGCUGGCGCCGAGCAAGGGCAAGAAGAACACCGGGCUGAAGAAGCUCGCCGCGGACUUUGGGUGGCAGAUGCGCAAGGAGUCGCGCGUGGCGCGGUCCGACUGGUCGGCCACCAAGCUCACGGAGGAUCAGAUACAGUACGCUGCGGAGGACGCGUACUUCACCUUCAUGAUCUUCGAGGAGCUCGCAGACCUGCCCGAUGCGCCCGUCGAGUCGGACGAUGACGCAGACGCGGCCCCGAGCGCCCCAGAGCAGUCCUCGGUGCUGACCCUGAAGCCGGGCUGGGCGGAGCAGGGCAUAGUGAAGAACAACAACGGGCUGUGGUGUUCCGUCUGCAACAAGGGGCCCAUGCUGCACGUCGACGUGAUGGAGAAGCACGUCCUCUCGAAGCUGCACAUGCGGAAGACGCAGCCGGAGAAGGCCGCGGCGGAGCGCGCGGCCGCGGCGCCCGCGGAGGCCGCCGUGGCCGCGGAGGUGCCGCCCGAGCUGAGCGAGCAGGGCAUCGUGCGCGGCGGCGAGGGCGGCCACAGGGGCACGCAGGCGGAGUACCUGUGCGCGGCGUGCGACGCGGGGCCCUUCCAGUGCCUCAAGGCCGCGGAGGCGCACGUGAACGGGCGCAAGCACGAGAGCUUGCAGAGGAAGAGGGAGACCGAGGCCGCGAUCCAGACUGGAAAGCUACCGCCCGAGCUCGAGGUGGCAGGAGGCGAGGUGACCGACAGCGGGACGUUCCGCUGCAGGUUCUGCGAGACCGCCGGGCCGUUCCAGGACCUGCUGUCCUUGAGGCAGCACUUGAAUGGCAAAUGGCACAUCAAGUUCGCGGGCUUGCCGGAGAAGCCCGAGGAGGAGGAUGAGUUUGCGGCGUUGGCAGGCGACGAGCCCGUCGACUUGAUGGAGGGCCUGCCGGCCUACGUGGAGGAGCGGUCCGAGGGCGCCUUCUUUUGCGGGUUGUGCGGCUGCAAGGCGACCGGCCUGGGCACCAUGCAGCGCCAUCUUGUGGGCGAGGGGCAUUCGCGCUCGUGCCAGAGGACGGGCCACCCAGAGCUCGUCUACAUCAAGGAGCGCGACCAGUUGGAGGAGGUGUUGACAGGGAAAGCAGUCAAGCGCAGCGAGACUUACCAGCGCCAGAAGGCCCCCGGCGCCUGCGCCGGCGGCGGCGGCCACCCCGAAGGCUGGGUCGCCAUCCCAGUGGGCCGCGGCCUCGCCCUGGGGAAGGAGGGCCUUGCGCCCAUCGACGAGGACGGCCCCGAGCGCUCCCCGUCGCCCUCGGCCAGCCCCGGCGGGGCCCCGCUGCCUUCGCCCUCGGCCAGCAGCAGCAGGGCGCCAUUCCGCCGCGGCGGCGACGCGCCGGCGGCGGCGGCCGCGGCCGCGGCGUGCGGCGGCGAGGAGCCGGCCGAGGUGGUGGCGCCGGGCAGCUUCGUGCGGGCGGCCACGACGGUGGUGCCGCCGGCGCCGGGGUGGGUCUGGGACCUCUCCACGUGCCUCGCCGUCACCGCUGGCGACGCGCUGCAGGCGGAGGCCGAGGCGAGGACCGCGGCGCCUGGCUGGCCACGGGGCCAGGCCCGCGAGGACCUGCGGGCCGACGUGCAGGACUUCAUCUGGCGGUCCGCGCUCGACGCCCGCGCGGCCGAGGCGGUGCUGUGCGAGGACCCCACGGUCCAGCGCGCGCUCUUGGAGUGGGACCAGCGCGACCCUGUCAGCACCGGCGAGAACCCGAGCGCGAUCUUGAUGUCCCGGCUGAGGCAGGCCAGAGAGGCGCCGCGCGGUGCUCUGCGCUGUGCCGACCUCGAGGCCGGCGAGCGCUGCGCCGAUUUCGAGAUGGGCCGGCCGCGGCGGCGGCGAGCCCUGGAGCCGGGCCAGGUGCUGCUCGCCCGGCACGCCGCGGACGAGCCUCACCCCGAGUGGGCCUGGGCCUUGGACGACUGCCUGCUGCCCCCCGCGGGGCACCAGGUCGAGGUGCUCGCCGUGGAAGGCGGGUGGGUCUACGGCGAGUGUGGCGGCCGCCACGGGUGGCUGCAUCCAGAUGCCCUUUGCGGCGGCGAGGACGGGCCCGCGUCGGAGCUGGAGGUCGCUGCGCAGCUGGGGCCUCCUACGCUGCGGCGCGACGGCGAGGGGCCAGCGCGGCUGAGCCAGGCGGAGUUCGCCGAGCUCGUGAGGAGCACCGCCUGA